Microthlaspi erraticum is the source of this 861-nucleotide messenger RNA. NCBI's taxonomy places the organism in Eukaryota, Viridiplantae, Streptophyta, Magnoliopsida, Brassicales, Brassicaceae. The record is from the annotation of a GenBank genome assembly.
AUGUUGAGUUGUUCGUCGGCGUUCCAAAGAGUAGCCUUUAUGCUUAUGGCUCCCAAAUUAAAACCUCAGAAACUCCAUCAAAUUGCAGAGACUGGGGCUGAGCAAUUGGUUAAGAAAGCUAGGACGAUGAGUACCCAAUCCUCCAUGAAAGAUGCUUUCUCUACAUACGCUGAUUAUCUCAAUAACUUCAAUGAGAAGCGGGAAAGAGUGGUGAAGGCAAGUCGUGAUAUCACAAUGAACAGUAAAAAAGUCAUCUUUCAGGUUCACAGACUCAGUAAGGACAACAAAGAGGAGGUUUUGGAGAAAGCAGGGAAAGAUUUAGAAGCAGUGAGAGAGCAACAUUUUGCACGGCUAAUGAAAGAGCUUCAAGGGACUGAUUUUUGGAAGCUGAGACGAGCUUUUUCCCCAGGGGUGCAGGAAUAUGUUGAAGCUGCAACGUUUUAUAACUUCUGUUUGUCCGGGACGCUCUCUACUCUCGAUGAGAUAAACGCAACGCUUUUACCGCUUAGUGAACCUUCUAUGGAGCCGCUGCAGAUCAAUAUCCUUGACUACAUUCUUGGGCUUGCGGAUUUGACUGGAGAGCUAAUGAGGAUGGCGAUUGGUAGAAUAUCAGACGGUGAGAUCGAAUUCGCGCAGCGGAUUUGCCAGUUUGUUAGACAGAUCCAUAGGGAGCUAAUGCUGGUCGUGCCAAAGAUGGAUGACAGUUACGACAUGAAAUCCAAGAUGGAAGUGAUGCUUCAAAGUGUGAUCAAAAUAGAGAAUGCUUGCUUUAGCGUUCAUGUGAGAGGAUCAGAGUAUAUUCCACUGCUUGGAGAUGAUGCACCAACAUCAUACUUGUUUGGAGGUGCCGAUCUUGAAUGA